UGCCGUGAUGUCAUUCCGACAGAGGAAACGCGUAGUCAGUCACGUGAUGGGAUUCUGUCACUCGGAAAAGCAAUCGCGAAUGGGUGACCCUGGACGAGAAUGAGCAAAUAUUGGGAAAAGAGCCAAAAGAGCGUGAGAGUGGACGUCAUUUGAAAUGCCACUUACGAGAAUUGUGAGUCGUCUGACGGUUCCUUGCGUCUUCCAACCCACGCGAGCUCUCCGGCUCUGACAUCAAUUGAUCUCCAAUCACCGCGUCCGCUGGCCCAAGCUUCUCGACGCGUCUGUUGCCUGGGAGCUCACCUCCACGCGUAUUCCAAUUCCCCUAUCCAACCCUCACCAAUUGAGCAACACCCACUCACCAUGUCGCUCAAACGCAAAGCCGCCGCCCUCGCCGCCGAUGCCUCCAAGAAACCCAAACCCAACGCAACCAUCACCUCCUUCUUCGCCGCCAUCCCCGGCUCCACCUCAACCUCCACUACCAACGGCACCACUACCCUCACCACAGCGGCCGCCAACUUCGACAAGGACGCCUGGGUCGCGAAGCUCAGCGACGAGCAUAAGGAACUGCUGAAGCUCGAGAUCGACACGCUGCACGAGAGCUGGCUCCCGCAUCUCAAGGACGUGCUGGUCUCGCCCCGGUUCCUCGACCUGAAGCGCUUCCUGAAGAAGGAGCUCGAGAGCGGGAAGACUGUGUAUCCACCCAUGGACCAUGUCUAUAGCUGGUCGCGGCACACACCGCUCAACACAGUCAAAGCCGUCAUACUGGGCCAAGACCCUUACCACGGCCCUAACCAAGCUCACGGCCUCGCCUUCUCCGUCCUCCCGCCCACUCCGGCACCACCCUCCCUCCGAAACAUCUACAUCGCCCUCAAGAAGGACUACCCUUCCUUCUCGCCGCCGCCCAACAAGGGAGGCCUCCUCACUCCAUGGGCAGACCGCGGUGUCCUCCUGCUGAAUACCUGUCUCACAGUCCGCAGAGGCGAGGCCAACAGCCACGCGGGGAAAGGCUGGGAGCUGCUGACGCAGAAAGUGAUUGAGACGGUCGCCAAGGUCAGGACGCGGGGUGUAGUGUUUCUGGCCUGGGGAAAGCCGGCCGAGCAGAGGGUCAAGGGCGUUGACCCGGAGAGACACAGUAUCCUGAAGAGUGUGCAUCCGAGCCCGUUGAGUGCGAGUCGAGGAUGGUUUGACUGUGGACAUUUCAAGAAGACGAACGAGUGGCUCGUCAAGCGCUAUGGCGAGGGAUCCGAGAUUGACUGGAACUUGGAUGUCGAUCCGGAAGAGGCGGGCACCUAGAUAUUGGGGUUAUUGCGCCUUCAGGUUUCUGCAUCGCUA
Messenger RNA from Westerdykella ornata, 1332 nucleotides. Its product is annotated as uracil-DNA glycosylase. The record is from RefSeq and is a predicted model, not a curated record. NCBI's taxonomy places the organism in Eukaryota, Fungi, Ascomycota, Dothideomycetes, Pleosporales, Sporormiaceae. Gene Ontology annotation, cellular component: mitochondrion; nucleus. The transcript has 3 exons. Gene Ontology annotation, biological process: base-excision repair, AP site formation via deaminated base removal; base-excision repair. Bases 361 to 1293 code for a protein of 310 amino acids. Gene Ontology annotation, molecular function: uracil DNA N-glycosylase activity.